Tachysurus vachellii is the source of this 3876-nucleotide messenger RNA. RefSeq names its product VPS35 endosomal protein sorting factor like (gene vps35l). Gene Ontology annotation, cellular component: endosome. Gene Ontology annotation, biological process: endocytic recycling. The record is from RefSeq and is a predicted model, not a curated record. Bases 27 to 2924 code for a protein of 965 amino acids. Lineage: Eukaryota; Metazoa; Chordata; Actinopteri; Siluriformes; Bagridae. The transcript is spliced from 30 exons.
GUUGGUCACAUGACACUGAUUAGAAGAUGGCUUCUAUUCAGUGGCAUUCCCGCAUGCGCAGUUAUGACACGGAGUUGAGGAGCUGCCGAGCUUCAGCUUUCUCCGUGCAGAGCAGCGACUACCAUCCACUUAAACCCAUUACAGUGACAGACACGAAGUCCCGGCGUGGAGCCCGGAAAGGCAGCACAUCUUCGUCGUCAUCUUCCUCCAGCUCUGUGGCUCCUGACCCUCUGAGCUCUAUGCUGGAAGGCACCGACCCUCUGUCCCUCUUCGCCGCAGCCUCAGCCAGUGAAACUCCUGUGCUGUCUCAUAGCAGCUCUGCCAUGGAGCUUGGGAGGAAGCGGAAGGAAAAAGAAGAGGAAGUUGGCUGUGAUUUUGAGCCAUGGUCUGCUAAACGGGGCGAGAUCCUGGCCAGGUUCACCACCACUGAGAAACUCUCUAUAAAUCUCUUCAUGGGCUCUGACAAAAGUAAAGCCACCAGUCCCAGCUCUGCUGUCUCAGAGAAAGUACGCAAUCGUCUGGAGGAGCUAGAUGACAUGGAGGAAGGCUCUCAGAGGGAGCUGCUGAACCUCUCUCAGCAGGAUUAUGUAAACCGCAUCGAGGACCUAAAUCAUUCCCUGAAGGAAGCCUGGGCUUCAGAUCAGAAAGUCAAAGCGCUCAAAAUAGUCAUUCAGUGCUCCAAGCUGCUUUCUGACACAUCAGUGAUCCUGUUCUACCCCAGCAAGUUCGUCCUCAUCACAGACAUCCUUGACACAUUCGGUCAGUUAGUUUAUGAUAGAAUCUGGUCCAUGUGCUCGGAUCCUGAUCCUCUGCCAGACUCAUUCUCUGUGGAAGAUGUGAACGACACGGCCAAAGAGACGUGCCUCAACUGGUUCUUCAAAAUCGCCUCCAUCAGAGAGCUGAUCCCUCGCCUGUACGUGGAGGCUGCGAUCCUGAAGUGCAACCGGUUUGUCAACAAAUCAGGGAUUCAGGAGACUCUUCCUCGGCUCACAGCUAUGAUCCGAGGGAUCGGAGACCCUUUAGUAGCCGUGUACGCUCGAGCCUACCUGUGCAGGGUGGGCAUGGAGGUGGCACCACACCUGAAGGACAGCCUGAACAAGAACUUCUUCGACCUCCUGGCGUCUUUCCGACAAAUUCACGGUGACAGCGUUCAGAAUCAGUUGGUCAUCCAGAGGGUGGAGAUUCCUGUCUACCUCACACUGUAUUCUCCUGCCAUCCACUGGAUCCUGCAGUGUGUGGCCUACCGAGCACCCGAUGUGCUGCUGACAGAAAUGAUGGAGAGAUGCAAGAAGCUGGGCAACAAUGCUCUCCUGCUGAACUCUGUCAUGUGGGCCUUCCGCGCCGAGUUUGUGGCAGCCAGAGCCACCGAUUUUAUUGGCAUGAUCAAGGAGUGUGAUGAGGCUGGAUUUCCCAAGCACCUGUUGUUUGGCUCUCUGGGCCGGAGCUUGGCCUGUGCAGAUCCUCCUGAGUGCGAGAGGUUGCCCAUCCUUAAUGAGGCCUGGAAGGUCUUUACCAAAGUGCGCAGUCCACAGGACUAUAUCACAUGUGCUGAAAUCUGGGUGGAGUUUACCUGCCGUCAUUUUACUAAAAGAGAGGUGAACACUGUGCUGGCUGACAUCAUCAAACACAUGACCCCUGAUCGAGCAUUUGAGGAUGCAUAUCCGCAGUUGCAGUCAGUUAUGACGAAGAUCCUCACCUACUUUCACAACUUCUCUGUCCUCUUCUCCAUGGAGAAAUUCUUACCCUUCUUGGACAUAUUCCAGAAAGACAGCGUGAGAGUAGAAGUCUGUAAAUCCAUCAUGGACAUCUUCAUCAAACAUCAGCAGGAGCCGACUCGUGAUCCCGUCAUCCUCAACGCUCUGCUCCAUGUCUGUAAGACCAUGCAUGACUCCGUCAACGCUCUCACUGUGGAGGACGAGAAAAGGGCUCUGGCUCUGCGGAUUAAUGGCUUCAUUCGCAUGGUAUCUUUUGGCCGGGACUUCGAGCAGCAGUUGAGUUUCUGUGUGGAGGCCAGAGCCACGUUUUGUAACUUGGAGCCAGUUGUCAUUCAGCUUAUUCAUAUGGUGAAUCAUUUAGCCAUGGAGACGAGGCGAGUGAUGGGCGGAAAUCACUCACGCAAGACCGCCGCGUUCGUCCGGGCUUGUGCUGCAUACAGCUUCAUCACCAUCCCGUCUCUCAGUAACAUCUUCAGUCGUCUGCAUCUGUACCUGCUGUCAGGACAGGUGGCUUUGGCCAAUCAGUGUCUUUCCCAGGCUGAUUCAUUCCUGAAGGCAGCAGUCAGUAUUUUACCUGAAGUGCCACGUGUCAUUAACAUCGAUGGUAAACAACGUUCUUCUGAACCCUUUCUCCUCGACUUCAUCAGCAACUUCCUGUCCACGCUGCUGGUGGUGCCGGACCACCCUGAGCAGGGCGUGCUGUACUUGGUGAGAGGAUUGUUGAACAUGGUGCAGGAUUACACGUGGGAGGACAACAGUGACGCUAAAGUACGCGUGUACAUCAGUGCUAUACCUCUGCUGGCUGCCAUGAGUCAGGAAACCUAUCUCUACACUAUUCCUAAAGUGGACUCUAACGAGACGCUGUAUGGCGGCGACCCCAAGUUUGUAGCUGAGAUCAGUCGAGUGUGUGAAACUGUGAUUGGCCAAGUGCUGGAUUACCUGAAGACUCUGAGCCAAGACGAGGGAGCACGCCGGCAGGGAACUCUCGCAUUCUCUCUCUUCGGCUGUUUGUUGGCUCAUGGAGAUCUACGCAACAACAAACUCAACCAACUCGCCGUUAAUCUGUGGAACCUGAGCCAUAAGAAUGGCUACUGUGAUACACGCACCUCGGUGCGCACACUGGAGCACAUUAAGCAGCAGGCCCAGCAGCCUGACACGGCUCACCUAUCCGACAUGCUCCUGCGGCUCUCCUUGCAGUCACGGGCCUGAAAUUCAGUGACAUUUGCUGCUGGAUCGUCGUGAGGUCUGAGAUACUGAAGAUCUGACACUGAUGUCUCACCUUCCUGUCACAGGUUAUGUCAAAGAAAUGACAAAAAAAAAUCACGUUACCUUCACAGCACUUACAAAUCAGUGAUCUGUGUGUGUUACUGUGCAGUAGUUUAACUCUGUUCACUUAGACCACAGAGCCCCACACAAAUACAAAGUGUACAGGAACCUGCUUGUGUUGACGUAAAUAAAUAUGGCUCAUGUGAUGCUCUCACUGUCCUGCAACCUGAUUGGUUGGGAGGUAAAACAAUUAUUAAUCAAUAAUCAUUACUUAGUUAAAAAAAAAUAAUACUAUUCUAGUUUUCUAAAUAUCACAUAUGUAGUUUUUUCCACAUUUAAUAAGCUUUAUUUGUAUUUUGUUUCUAGAAUGCACUGGUCACCUGUGUUCCUUUUUAUAUAUAUAUAUAUCUAUAAUCUGUGUCUGAUGCAUUAAACACCGUGUCCAUGUUGAUCUUUGCUGCAGUGUUCAUACCAGUCCAGAACACCUCACUUUGAAGGUGAUCGCUUUUCAUAAGGAACUGUAAUAGAAGCGGCUCGAACCUGUUACAUGCUUCUGUAUCUCUUUUUCUCGAUUUAAGAGAGUAACGAGUGAAGUGAACGGUUCACCCCUUUACUUUUUAUUUACUGAGUUCUUGCAAACGUCAAAGCAUCUGCUUCAGACUGAGGACAACAAAAUUAAAUAAUUCUUCAAAGCCCACUCACAUGUCUCUCUCACACACACAGUAUUAACAGGAGUAAUGCUGAAGUUUGAUCAGAAUGUAAAGAUACAGCAAACACCUCUGUGGUACAAUGGACAUACACACACACCUGUGACAAGGAUACUGAGUAUUUGUUCUGAUUACUAAUUCCUUAUACUUUAAUUAUACAAGUAUUAAUUAAAGAUGCAUUGAUAGCA